GAAGAAAAAGGAAAAAACAACCCCGAAACUUCUAGCAUAAGAGUGUUAGCCAGAUUAUGAUUUUUUUUUUUUCCCCCAGACUGAUGGCUGGUAUUUCUUUGUCCCACACAUUUAGGAGAUUUGGUUAUACAUUCUGAUAUGUUGUCUGACUAGAAUAUAUGGCAAAUUUUAGUUUCUAGAGUCACAUUUGGCUGACUUUAAAAUAGCAGAAGGAUCCUAUUAUACUAUUCUUUGACCCUAUUAUAUUUACGUUACUGGACUCUUUGUGAUAGCCUCUAGCUGCUUUCUAUCUGUGUCCUCCUUGAGCAAAAUAUGCUCAACAGUAACUAGAAGCAGGGUGUAGUAUUAGAAAUCAAGUUCUCAUGUGAAAUAUGUAUUUCUGCACAGCAUCAUGAAAGCAAAAGGUUUAUUUAAUACUCGUCAAUCCCUGAAGACAUAGUCCAGCAUUAACAAAUAAUAAUAAAUAAUAAUAAUACUAUAAUAAUGUGGCAAUCCUAGUGUGAAAACGCAUAUGACCCUUAGGUUUUCCUAAAGAUUUUCAGAAUUCUCCCCAUUAGUACAACUGGUGGUGGACAUUGCUGUUGCAUUUCCCAGUGAAACGUUUAAAAGACUGUAAAUGGUGUGUGCAUUACUACAUUGCAGAAGGAAGAGGUCAGGCUAAAUUGCACUGGUAUUUAAACAUAAUCAUACUAUGAAAAUAAAUCAAAACAUCACGUAAAAGGAGUAUUUUAAAUGUUACACACGUUUUCUUUCUGGAAUGACACGGCUAAGCUGUACCCUGUGAGCAUAUAUAUUUUAACACAAGUUUACAAAAAUAAAAGUGUAUGAUUUUCAACAAAUGGGAAUAGGUCUACAGCGAAGUAUUGAGAAUAUUAUUUUGCUCUUUCUUUCCUAAUGAGGUUUAUCCUUCGGCCAGACAGUUGUAAGACUGAAAUACUACUGGCUAUAGAGUGUAGAUUGCAGAUUGCAUGCUACUCAAUGUGAAAAGGAGCACAUUUGAUUGAUCGCCUCUGUGUGUGUGUGCGUCCAUACACACAACUCUCUGUAGUUGCAUGUGUAUGUAUUUGGCAAAACUGGGCAUCUCUGGGCGUCCUUAUCUUAAGAAAUGUGAGUCAAACAUCCAUUCCUUUAAUCAUGUUCAUCUUUGAUCACCAGCAAGGGUGACACAGUCCACAAAAUUAACAAAGAAACUCCCUUGCUUUUGAGAGACAGCUACAUGUACAUCUGGGUCUGCACACACAUGCACAUGGACACACGAACAUGCAGGCAUACAUCCCAGUAAGUAAAUUACGGCAUAACUUUUCAUGUAAUUGACACCAGACACCUUUAAUUUUUCAUUUUCAUUCUUUUGACCAGCUUUCACAUUAACAAUCUAAGCCGUAAAUGUUGGUGGCUAUUGAUUGCAAUCCCCUGUGUGCGUGCAAAUCCAUUUUCAAGUCCCCUGCCUUUAAUGUGCAUGUGCGUGUGCAAGGGGCCUCUGACGGCUGUUUGUCAGGAUCUCCCCCAGCCUGUUUGAAGACGACCCCGGAUACACAACAUGUGCUGAUGGCCAAGGGAAAGCACACACACACACACAGACACACACACACAGACACACACACACAGACAUGCACACAGACACACACACAUGCACACACAUACGCACACAAAAAGAUCCAAACCAAAUGAUGGAGAAAUAAAGAAACAAAGCUCUCUUGUGUGAGAUGCAGAGAAAUACAUGCAACCGAAAGUGUAAGUAUACGGUGGGGAUGUGUAGGUUGGGCGCCUGACAUUUCCCAAGACUUCUCGUGGGCUUCUCCCUGCCGACAUCUGGAGCUGCCUCGACCCCAGUGCUCAUGGCCGCACCUUUUGGGAGCCCGAGAUUUGCCGAAAAGCCGUCACUAGUUUUGAACAUUUGGUAGCGCUGGAAUUUUUUAAUAAAUAAAUAAAUAAAUAAAUGACAUUUUUUAAAUAGUUGCCGAAUCCCACUGCCAGGCUAUCACCGGCAGUGAGUGGGUGCGGGUCUGUGUGCCCGUGGCUCCCUGCAUGUGAACGCACGCGUGGAUUUACACGGGAAUCCUCCCCACUGAACUACCUGACAAAUAAAGGACUUUUCAGCCCAUCGGAGUUUUGGGUAAUGUCUUCUGAGCAGCUUUCUCGGAGUUUACUGUUCCUUUACUGUCGACUCCAUAGCCUUAACCUUAAAGCAGGGGGAGGAGAGCAGUAGGGAGGGGGUGGGGGUGUUCGCAGCAUAUAAGUACAUCAGGAGGAAUUUUUAAACGACCUUAUUGUCUCUAGCUCUAGAAAGACCGCGAUGAUUUCUUUUUAGCGCCAGCAGCUGUUUUCUCUUGAAACUUUGCUUUUUUUGCCUCUCACACGAGCGAGCAGGAGAAAGGCAAGGCUGGGGGAUCCAGAUGCGAGGAGAGGGAAGGAAGGAGAACUCCGCGGAUGGUCUGAGCUGUGCCGAGGCAUUGUUCACUGCUGCCUCUCGGUUACGUUUAAAGGCUGAAAUAUCACGAGAUCCACUCAAUGAUCCUUUUCUAAUUCGAAGGACAAAAUGUAAUUUGCUGUAGCUCUGCUUUCUCGGAUGGGAAUACUAUCCCUUGGUUUCAGAGGAAGAACUAGGCAUCGCGGUUCGCACACACAUGGAUUAAGUUGAACAGCGGCGAUUACAUCUGCACGGAGAGCAACAGUAGUCCAGGGCUGACUUUUCAAAUCUCAGCUCUCGGAGUUAGAGGCUCCCUUGAAUAGACUUCCUCCAUUCCCGGAUGCACUUCUCCAAAUUCCCACUUCUCUCUCGAAUUCCUGUGAAAUUGGGGGCUUGCCUGCAUUUCGCCUUGGCAUGCAAAACGGCGUUUUCACAGAGUGAUUAUGCGCUUUCUUUUAGCUGUACCUGACGGGGUAACACGAACUCCACGCACCAUAUUGCCAACACGCGGAGUGGAUAUUGACGUUCGGGAUUGAAGAUUUUUUUUUUUUUUUUUUUCCUCUGCCGAUUUUUUUGCCAAGUCACAGCAGUAUGAGAUGUCUCAUUAAUCUCGCGGAUGUGUCUAAUUCUGGAUGUGCAGUGAUACAUAAAAGUGCUGGUGUUUGUAUCCAGCGGAACACUGGAUGCACGGCAGAGAUUGGUGAUUUUUUUUUUCGCAGCGCCUAACGUGCAAACCGCAAGCAUCACUUAAACGUGACAAGGGAGAGGCAUGCAGCUAUCGCAACAUUUGUGAAAUCCUCCUUCUUGACACUCGAAUAAUUUAACGUUCCUAAGAAGAGGUUAAACCUUCAUGCUGCUUCUUCAAAUUGAUUUUAAGGGACUGCUAUAAAUGGAGCAUCAAAAAGCUUCGGCAGGGCUACUCCGAGCGAAAUAUGCAAACUGCGAGCCAGAAGCAUCCUAGCCCGAUGCAAUAUCGUACAUUGUGUAUUCCAGCACUUUUUUGUUAUUACGUAAAGGCUCCUGGAAGCACCUUGGAUAUUUUACAUUCUCCUUUCUCUGCUGGAAGCAAUCAGCACACAGGAAUCCUGACGUGGGCUCUGGGACUAUAGGACAUUCCAGCUCGUGAUCCAGCACGGUUAAUCGCGAAAAGUGUAUACAUUUCUGGCUUAUCUAUGCUUUGUUAUGGGUCUGACGUGAGCUCACGUCCUCCUCCCCCCUCCUGCAAUAUUACAGGCAGAAUUUCAGUUAAAAGUGUUAUAGUAUCACGGUGCGAGAACCCGUGAUAUUCAGACAGCAAAAAUAACCUUAGUACCCGGCUAUAAAAAGCUAAUUAAGCAGAAGAGGAAAAUCAAGAGAAACUCGAAAAUGUAAGUACUCCCUCUCGUUAACAACCGAACAUUUAACUUUGGAGCCUCAGAAGGGGAAAUACCAGGCUGUUCUGCACGUUUUCGCUAAGCUUCAUUUUCCACACAAUGCAGAAUAAAACGCUGUUUUAAAGCGGCUACAUUACCGAAGGAUUUUCCAUCGCUACGAUCAGACUUAUGUCCUUUAAAUUCAUGGCAUGCACAAAAGAACAACGUUUGUCCAAAACAGGCUGAAAAUAUACGGAACGAUAGGGGGAAAAGGCAUACAAAUCCUUCCUCCGAAGCUAGCGACGAGGAAGUCUGAGAGGGCUGAGUGUGUUUGAGCUUGGAUUGUUUAAUAGAAAGAUUUAUAUACUAACUGUAUUAUUUACUUUGGGAGGGGAGGUGGCAGUAUAAGGGUAUGCUAAUUAGUGGGAGAUUUUUUGGGGGAAGGGGUGGAAUAUCAAUUUUUAUUGCAUCACCUGUCAGGAGUGUCCAAUCAGCGUUGGCUUUAGGGGAAUUAAUUGAUGAAGGUGUCUCCGGACGAGCUCACUUCACUCUGUCAUUUUAUUUGUAGCUAAAGCAGCGGCGGGAAUAGCAGCUGCAUUUCUUUUCUCUUCCUCCCUUCACAUUCCAUUAUCAUAGUUUCCAAUGGAAAAGCAGGGAAUGAAAGGGAACAGGUACUGAUCUUCAGCAGCAACUUAGAGAAACACUUUGGCAAACCUGAUUUUUAAGAUUAUAUAUUGAUUGUAGUCUCACGGUAUUUUUUAAUUUAUUUUUUAAAAUUUUGUUUAAAGUUUGGCACUUCAUUCACCAGGAAUAACAGCCUUUGUUAUAUUUUAUUAGCAGGAUGCCUUGAGACAAAUACAGCAUCUGGCUGAGGAUUGUGUGUGUGUGGCUUUUUUUUUGCUUUUUUUUUUUGCUUUUUUUUUUUUUUUUUUUCAUCUCUCCCUCUCUCUGCAAAUGCUGGGAAUAAUUUAAUUCACGAAAUGGGAGACCUGAAGUCGGGUUUUGAAGAGGUGGAUGGCGUGAGGCUCGGCUACCUCAUCAUUAAAGGAAAGCAAAUGUUUGCACUCUCCCAGGUUUUUACAGACCUGCUCAAAAACAUCCCGCGAACUACCGUGCACAAGCGAAUGGAUCAUUUAAAAGUAAAAAAACAUCACUGCGACUUGGAGGAGUUGAGGAAACUCAAAGCCAUCAACUCCAUCGCUUUCCACGCCGCCAAAUGCACCCUGAUCUCCAGAGAGGACGUGGAAGCCCUAUACACAUCCUGCAAAACCGAACGGGUUCUUAAAACGAAACGGAGGAAACUAAGCCGGGCGCUGUCUGCCACCGAUCUCCGGCCGGAGCUCGCUCCCGCCGACCCCUUCUCCGGCUUCUGGAAGGAGAACAAACUUUGGCUGGGUCUGAGCGACUCUCCUCGGCCGCUGCUGCCUGUCCGGAGGAAAGCUCUGCGCCCGGGGGACACAGCCUUGCUACCGGCCGCUCAUCUACCUCACAUUUUUAGUAAAUACACUGGCCACAGCUACCCAGAAAUCGCUCGGGCGCCUUGCAAAUCCCCCGUAAACUAUGAAACGGCGCCGGCG
Messenger RNA from Cyanistes caeruleus (blue tit), 5336 nucleotides. NCBI's taxonomy places the organism in Eukaryota, Metazoa, Chordata, Aves, Passeriformes, Paridae. The record is from RefSeq and is a predicted model, not a curated record.